CUGCGGUGAGCGCGCAGCCCAUGGCAAGGCUUAAGGGCCUCUGCCCCUCGCCGGUGUGUCGUGUCGUGUUCUGUAUGUAGAUGGAAAUGCAUCACAAACGCGGCUCUUCGCCUCCGACGGAUCCAGCAGCCGAUGUUUAUUCUCCGAGCGCGUGAUGAUUGGAUGAUUGAGCUCGAUACAGAUCAAGGCUUAAUUCGAAAAUCGCAAUAACAUUUGUCCCUGCCCUCAUGCAGCAGUUCUCGCCGUUUUGUAUGCAGCCCACUGAACCGCAUCUUCAGUGGACAUUCUGACUCUUGUAUGAUUUAUGUUUCCUCGGCCGGUAACGAACCGCAUCUUCGCGAAAGCCGUGCAUUUGCCACUAGCUGUAGGUGAGACCGCAUCUCUCACACCCCGCGUUGUUCUUGGGCUGUAGUGUCAUAUCUACCUCUCCAGGCGUGGCGCAUAGCGCUUUUUUCGAUUUGUAGACCCUCGUCGGCACAACUUUUAGAUUGUAGUGUGGCACUUUACUCGAAUUGGCGGCCUCUUCCACCAUUCUUUUUGUGUAUUCACGCGCAAAU
Amoebophrya sp. A120 is the source of this 557-nucleotide messenger RNA. NCBI's taxonomy places the organism in Eukaryota, Dinophyceae, Syndiniales, Amoebophryaceae. The record is from the annotation of a GenBank genome assembly.